CUCCCUCCAAUCCCGAUAUAAUCCCGCAUCCCCGGCGCCAGCGAGCGGAGAGAGCGGCAUCAGCGGAGGCUCCUGGGCUCUGCCUCCUCCGGGGCCCCUUCUCUCUCUCUCUCUCUCUCCUUCCUUCCUUCCCUCCCUCCCCGGUCCAUCCAUUUCGUUCUUCCCGGCCGCUGCCCCCCUGGACGCUGCCACCCUGAAGUUUCUGGUGGUGCUGCUGGCCGCCGGGAUGCUGGCCUUCCUCGGGGCCGUCAUCUGCAUCAUCGCGAGCGUCUACCCGGCGGGAGGCAGCCGCGGGGGAGGAGGAGGGCACCCCGACAAUGUCUCCAGCCCCGGAGGGCACGAUGCCAGCGCUGCCGCCCUCCUUCCCGGCGCGGACAAGACCCUGGGCGCCCUCCACGGCCACGGAGCGGGGGGAGGAGGAGGCGGCUCCCCGGACGCCUUGCUGGACCUGCUGGCCAGCGCCCGUCCCCGCCAGGAGCAGCACCAGCAGCUCUUCAGCCGCUUCCUCUGCACGCCGCUGGCCUCCGAGUGCCCCUCCGAAGGCGGGCCCCAGGGCGACGGGCCGGGCCUGCCUGCCUCCGCCAGCGAGGAGCUCUUCUUCCUCCAAAGCACCGCCGAGCAGCUCCGCCAGACGGCCCGCCAGCAGAAGGAGCAGAUCCGCACCGACCAGGAGACCAUCCGCGAGCUCACCACCAAGCUGAGCCGCUGCGAGAACGGGCUGGAGAGGGGCUUCCAGGACGACGACGGAGGCGCCAUGCGGGACCUGCCCUGGGACUCGCCCGCCCUCGUCCGGGAGCUCGAGGAGGCCGUCCGCGCCCUCAAGGGACGCAUCGACAAGAUCGAGCAGGACAUCCCCACUCGAGUGAAUGCUUCAUCCACUGCUGCCCCUGUGGCCCAGCAAGAGGCUGUCCAUAGCAAGAUGGAGGAACUGGAGGAGCAGCUUCUAACGAAGCUUUUGGCUUUGGAGAAAGAACGCUCAUCCAUCGUCAACAACCAUGACCAGGAGCAGCAGCAGCAGCACGAAGUGGAGAAGGAGCUGGAUGCCCUUCAGAACCGGGUUUCUGAGCUGGAGCAUGAAACGCCAACCAGCUUCAACCCUCCUGGAGCUUUCAAAAUCUCUAUUCCUGUCCGAAACAACUAUAUGUACGGCCGGAUAAAGAAGAGCUUGCCUGAACUGUAUGCCUUCACAGUCUGCCUGUGGCUAAAAGCCAAAGGCCCAGGAGCGGUGGGCACCCCUUUCUCCUAUUCAGUACCUGGACAAUCGAAUGAACUUGUAUUGCUGGUGUGGGGACAUAACCCCAUGGAGCUGAUCAUUAAUGAUAAGGUGGCUCUUCUGCCUAUGACUCUAAAGGAUGGAACAUGGCACCACAUCUGUAUUAACUGGAUCACGCGGGAUGGCAUAUGGUCAGCCUAUCAGGAUGGUGAGGAGCGUGGCGCCAGUGAGAACUUGGCAUCUUGGCAUCCAGUCAAACCGCACGGAGUGCUAAUCUUGGGCCAGGAACAGGAUACAUUGGGUGGAAGAUUUGAUGCCACUCAGGCCUUCGUUGGUGAAAUUUCCCAGUUCAACCUUUGGGAUCGUGUUCUGACGCCAGCAGAGAUUGUGGGUCUGGCCAACUGCACCAACCACCUUCAAGGCAACAUCAUCCAAUGGGACGAAAAAACGGUGGAGGUCCACGGUGGGGCAACCAAACAACGCUUCGAGAUCUGCGAAGAGAAGAUGAAGGCAUGAGUGGUCCUGCCCAAGGCAAAGCAUAUGAAAGCUAUUCUUCAGACUGUUUAAGGAAUGAGUCAGCAAGGGGUCCCUUUCCCCCCUAAACACACACAAUGUUGACAUCUGAAUUGGUCUAAGGAGGGACUCUGUGUGUGGAUGUGUGCAUGUAUGCAAGGGAUAAGGAAACCUCCUGAAGUUCAAAGAAAUUGUGACACUGUGUGUUUUUUCAUUGUUUCAGUAAACUUCUUUCUGAUUCAUAA
Messenger RNA from Anolis sagrei ordinatus, 1971 nucleotides. RefSeq names its product neuronal pentraxin receptor (gene NPTXR). The record is from RefSeq and is a predicted model, not a curated record. Lineage: Eukaryota; Metazoa; Chordata; Lepidosauria; Squamata; Anolidae.